GUCAAGUGGUCCAAUCUUAGAAACAAUUUCACAGAGAGAAAGGUUGAAGAACAUCCAUGGCAUACCUCGUACGAAACUUGAAAUUGCUGAUGACCAACUGUUCCUUUUCCAAAACUUUAGCGUCUCAAAUCUUUCGAAAAGCAGCGAACCCAGAAAGUUCCGCUUUGCUUAUUAUCACGUUUCGUAACUUCAGUGCGUUUCAUUCCUCAACUUGCUCGUAUCGUUCUUUCGCAUCAACUGCUGUUAAAUCAGACAAUCGCAUGGUAAAUCAUCAAGGGUUCCAGGAGUGGAGUAGUGGCGGUGGCUUGUGUCAUAACUCGGCUUGUAUCGAUCCCACAGCAGUUGUCGAGAUUGGUGCUGUUGUCCACCCAAGAGCUACUUUGGGUGCAAAUGUUCAUGUUGGAUCAGGGGUUGUGGUUGGACCUAGUGUCACUGUGGGUCAUUCUACUACACUUGGGUACAAUGUUGCAUUGAGUAACUGCUCCGUAGGCGAUUUGUGUGUUAUUCACAGUGGAGUAUGCAUUGGGCAAGAUGGAUUUGGGUUUUUCGUAGAUGAACAUGGUAACAUGGCAAAAAAGCCUCAGACACUUUACGCAAGAAUAGGUAAUCACGUGGAGAUAGGUGCAAACUCAUGUGUUGAUAGGGGAAGCUGGAGAGACACGACAAUAGGGGAUUACACCAAGAUAGAUAAUCUAGUCCAGGUAGGACACAAUGUAAUCAUUGGAAAGAGUUGUAUUCUGUGUGGACAAGUUGGAAUUGCAGGUUCAGUGACGAUUGGUGACUAUGUUACAUUCGGUGGCAGAGUUGCAGUUCGUGAUCAUGUCUCUAUCGUUUCGAAGGUCCGCCUUGCCGCAAAUAGCUUGGUCACAAAGGACAUCAAGGAGCCUGGAGAUUAUGGUGGCUUUCCUGCUGUUCCAGUCCAACAAUGGCGCAGACAAAUGGCCGCUCAAAGUUUGAACUGUAAGAAAGACAUAAAGAGCUCUUGAGAUUAUUACAGCUGCUAUUUCGAAUAUGGAUGCCUGUGUUCUUUGGUUGAAACUUGAAAUAGAUAUCAUGGUUAAGAAUAUCUGUUAAUGUGAGCUCCUUGCUUGGUGGAGCUGCUAUGGGAGAUUAAGAGUUCUAUUUAUUAUGAACACUCCGUAUGAUGCAAUUGUUGCUUUCGAGAUGAAAUUGGCUGAUGCCAUUUUUCGGCUGUUGAUGAUUUCUGUUGCCCGUUUUGAGAUAUGGAACUAAUAUUCGUUUGAGAGGGUUUUAAGAUGCAGCUUCUGAAACUCCUGAAGGAAGCAGCAUGCAGUCUACAAUAUGACCCAGUUUCUUGUUCUUCGGAGAAUGGGCUGUUCUUAAAGACAGACUGACUGAGUAAUCUAUUUUCCUCAUUGUGGGUUCAGACUUCAGAGGUACAGUGUUCUUUUUUAUUUUUUUAUAGCAGUGAAAUCACGAAUAUGUUGAAUAUUAUGUAUUGAUCUAAAUCUGGAGGCUUUUCAAUUGAAAAGCUUAUUUACAGGCUUUCAGAAGUAAAUUGCUUACUUCAAUGAGGUGUAAACUGGAUUUAUACAUCAAUACAUGUAACAUGUCUGCUAUAUAAAGCGGUUUUUCUGAAUAAUUUUUAAUAAUAUCUACUAUGUUCUCCCUGUUA
Molecule: messenger RNA, 1636 nt
Organism: Spinacia oleracea (spinach)
Lineage: Eukaryota; Viridiplantae; Streptophyta; Magnoliopsida; Caryophyllales; Amaranthaceae
Product: probable UDP-3-O-acylglucosamine N-acyltransferase 2, mitochondrial
Exons: 10
Coding region: 57-986 (309 amino acids)
Biological process (GO): lipid A biosynthetic process
Source: RefSeq, a predicted model, not a curated record